Messenger RNA from Apus apus (common swift), 1331 nucleotides. RefSeq names its product prolactin (gene PRL). The record is from RefSeq and is a predicted model, not a curated record. Gene Ontology annotation, cellular component: extracellular region. The coding region runs from base 29 to 727 and encodes 232 amino acids. The transcript is spliced from 5 exons. NCBI's taxonomy places the organism in Eukaryota, Metazoa, Chordata, Aves, Apodiformes, Apodidae. Gene Ontology annotation, biological process: positive regulation of receptor signaling pathway via JAK-STAT; response to nutrient levels; positive regulation of cell population proliferation. Gene Ontology annotation, molecular function: hormone activity.
UUUCUGGUAGAACAAGUUAUCAUACAGGAUGACUACCAUGAGCAACAAGGGGACUUCCCUGAAAGGUUUGUUGCUGGUGGUCCUUCUGGUGUCCAACAUACUCCUGACAAAAGAAGGAGUGACCUCCUUGCCAAUCUGCCCCAGUGGAUCUGUCAGUUGCCAAGUUUCCCUUGGGGAACUUUUUGACCGAGCAGUUAAACUUUCACACUACAUCCACUUCCUCUCUUCGGAAAUAUUCACUGAAUUUGAUGAACGCUAUGCUCAGGGCCGGGGUUUUAUUACAAAAGCUGUUAAUGGCUGCCACACUUCCUCCUUAACCACUCCUGAAGAUAAGGAACAAGCUCAGCAGAUUCAUCAUGAAGACCUACUGAAUAUAGUAGUGGCAAUGCUGCGCUCCUGGAAUGAUCCCCUGAUCCACCUGGCCUCUGAAGUACAAAGUAUCAAAGAAGCUCCAGAAACCAUCCUCUGGAAGGCUGUAGAGAUUGAAGAACAAAACAAGAGGCUUCUAGAAGGACUGGAGAAAAUAGUUGGGCGGGUUCAUACUGGUGAGAUUGGAAAUGAAAUUUACUCUCAGUGGGAAGGUCUUCCAUCCCUGCAACUUGCUGAUGAGGACUCCAGACUCUUUGCCUUUUACAAUCUGCUGCAUUGUCUCCGCCGGGAUUCCCACAAAAUUGACAACUAUCUCAAGGUUCUCAAGUGCCGCCUAAUCCACGAUAGCAAUUGUUAGGACCUCAUGGACCUAAUCACUUACUGAAAUAAUGUGUCACGGUCUUCUUGUUGCUUUGCUACUUUCCAUUGCAAACUUUAUGAGAAGUCAGAUUGUUCAGUAUUAGGAUCAUCAGUAACUUUCAGGCAUGUUUGUGUGAAUUCUGGCUGCAACUAUUAGCACAAUUUAUCUAGAUGUUAUAAAAUGUUAUAAAUCACUUGUAUGACAAGAACACACUUUUCUGUCUAAUGUCCUCACAUAUUAGCAUUUCAAUGAUAACCAGAUCAUGCAGAUACAAAUAAAAAUGUUAUUAAAUCCAAAAGCGUGUAAUGCUGAGUGGAAUCAGUGAAUGAAAAACAGCUGGUAUGGUUUAUACCUUUAGCAGUAGCUUCUCUUUUUGGAUCUCAGUCUCCCAGUUACUGACAUCAUAAUAUCUUAGUUCCAUUGCUCUUCACCCUCCCUCCUAAAAAGAAGGGGAAGAAAAGGAGAGUCAGGACGAUGGAGCCAGGCUUUUUUCAGUGAUGUCCAGCGAUAGGACAAGGGGCAAUGGGUGCAAACUGAAACAUAGGAGGUUCCAUGUGAGUAUCAGAAAAAACUUCUUUACUGUGAGAGUGACAAAGCCCUG